Molecule: messenger RNA, 2157 nt
Organism: Arachis stenosperma
Lineage: Eukaryota; Viridiplantae; Streptophyta; Magnoliopsida; Fabales; Fabaceae
Exons: 5
Coding region: 404-1903 (499 amino acids)
Source: RefSeq, a predicted model, not a curated record
CUCUCAUUCACAGCGCCUCCGUUCUCGAUUCUCCAUUUUCAUCGCUCAUUACUCAUCACUCAUCACUCGUCACUUUUUUCUUCUCCCACACACUCAAAAUCUCACGCAAUGUCCACCAUUCACAACGCCUCAAGCUCCUGCUCCGCCGUCCGCGAUUAACUGCGCCUGGAGCUCCGCCGUCCGCGAUUAACUGCGACUGGAGCUCCGCCGUUAACGAUUCACUGCGCCUCAAGCUCAGUCGUCUCUCCGUCUGGAGCAUCGCCGCCUUCGUCUGGACAGCGUCGUGGCCGACCAGCCGUGUCUUCUCCGGGCUCUGUGGUUUCGCUGUCCUCUUCUCCAGCCGUCCCCUUCGUGUAUUUCAUGUUGAAAAAUUGCGAAGAAAGGAUUUUGUAUCAAAUUGCCAAUGAGAGGAAUCAUUGGAGUAAGGCUCCAAACCCCCACCAUCUCUAAUGCCACUAGGAACACUCUAGCACAUUUUUCCACCUCUUCUGGUUUUGGUGGUGGCAGCGGCAGCGGUAGUGGUCGAGGUCGUGGAGGCUCUGGUUUGGGAGGACCAUUUGGAUUCAAUGAGAGCUCUCCAGGAAAGCCCAAUUCUGGUGAUCCUAAAUCUGAAGCACCAGAGUUGCCUUCUCCCCCAUCUCCGGUUUCUGGUCGCGGACACGGUCGUGGUAGGCCAGCCCCUCCGUCAGGCAUGCCUUCUUUCUCGUCAUUCAUGUCCUACAUAAAACAGCCAUCUGCUGGUCGUGGUCGUGGUGGUCCGUUACCAUCCCAUAUCCAACAAGAUUCCCAGAAGCAGCCUGAUUCUGAGCCAAAGAAACCCGUUUUCUUCAAAAGAGAGGAAGAUGAUGAUUAUGUUGGUGCUGGUGCUUCUUCAGAUGUUUUGACACCAAAAGCACCAAUUUUUAGCAGUAGUGAUGGUGAGAGUGAUCAAAAGAACCUUCCUGGAGGCAUAGUAGGCGUGUUGUCUGGAAGUGGACGUGGGAAGCCCCAGCAGCAGCCCAAUCAAAGGACUCAAGUUUCCCAAGAGAAUAGGCAUAUCCGUGCUCAGCGAGCUCCAGGCAGUGGUGUUGGUGAUCGUCGUGCUCCUGCUGCUGCUGCUGCACCAUCUGAUUCUGUGCCUAAGAGACAGCCAAUGCAAAGUGUUGAUGAUGCAGUGAAUGUUGCACGGAGGAUUCUGUUGCAACGGGAUAAUGCAGAUGUUGCUGGAAGAGGAAGAGGUGGCUUUGGUCGAGGCAGGGGUGGAGGUCGGGGGAGAGGAGGAUUUAGAGUGAGUGACUUGGAGGAAAGGGGUGAUCGGGAUAAGGAUGAAGAGGAUUCCGCCUCAGAGAUGUUUCUUGGAGAUGAUGCAGACGGCGAGAGGUUUGCCCAGCGGGUUGGGCCUGACAUCAUGAAUCAAUUGACUGCAGGUUUUGAGGAGAUGGCUAAUAGUGUUUUCCCCUCACCAUUGGAGGAUGAGUAUUUGGAAGUAUUUGACACCAAUUGUGCUAUUGAAUUUGAGCCAGAAUAUUUGAUGGGUGAGUUUGAUCAGAACCCAGAUAUUGAUGAGAAAGAACCUAUUCCACUUCGGGAUGCACUCGAGAAGAUGAAGCCCUUCUUGAUGGCAUAUGAAGGGAUUCAAAGUCAAGAAGAGUGGGAGGAAAUAAUGGAAGAGACAAUGGCGAGAGUUCCUUUGCUGAAAAAGAUCGUCGAUCACUACAGUGGACCAGAUAGGGUAACUGCAAAGAAGCAAAAUGAAGAAUUAGAAAGAGUUGCUAGCACUCUUCCUAAAAGUGCACCAUCUUCGGUGAAGCAAUUUACUAACCGUGCUGUCAUCUCUCUACAGAGCAAUCCAGGAUGGGGGUUCCACAAGAAAUGCCAUUUCAUGGAUAAACUAGUUUGGGAGGUAUCUCAACAUUACAAAUGAUGAGUUAUAAUUUGCUCUUUUCAAUUUUAAACCUUUUACAUGAUAGAUGUCAACUUUUGAGGUGUACAAUGCUAUGCGGAUUAAUCAACUUUUGCCUUAAUUAUUGUUAGUUUAUAAGAUCUCUCAACACUUGAAAGGAAUGGAGAAUAUUAGACAACUUUGGCCGUGUUUCAUUUUAGUUCUUUCUUUUCUUUUAAAUAACUGUUACAAUUCUUGUAAUAAUAAUUCGAAUGAUAUUUAUUAUUUAUUUUGUA